UACUAUAUAGACACAGCCGGUAUAUAAAUCAAUAUGUUUACAUUGCGUCGCCUCAGUCAGAGCCUGUAUCCAAAGCAAAUUCAGCAUCUGAAAAUGUCGCAUGUCGGAGAACUGGGCUGCGGUGCCGGCAAGGGUGGAGGCGGCGGCGGCGCCAUACGCGAGGCCGGCGGCUCCUUUGGCAAAAUGGAAGCGGCGCACGAGGAGCAGUUCUUUCACAAGCAGCAAAAGGAACAGCUUAAGAAUCUGAAGAACAAAACCGACAACAAGACGCCCGAUGUGACCGCCAAGAAAUGAUUAAUAGAUGCUCGAAUUUCUAGUUUAUAGUAUUGUUUCAUAAUUUUCUAUGUGGAAAUUAUUCGAAUAAAUUUCGCAUACACUUCCGUAUG
Messenger RNA from Drosophila novamexicana, 386 nucleotides. Its product is annotated as ATPase inhibitor A, mitochondrial. Gene Ontology annotation, biological process: negative regulation of ATP-dependent activity. Gene Ontology annotation, cellular component: mitochondrion. Bases 34 to 294 code for a protein of 86 amino acids. NCBI's taxonomy places the organism in Eukaryota, Metazoa, Arthropoda, Insecta, Diptera, Drosophilidae. The record is from RefSeq and is a predicted model, not a curated record. Gene Ontology annotation, molecular function: ATPase inhibitor activity. The transcript is spliced from 3 exons.